Molecule: messenger RNA, 1632 nt
Organism: Telopea speciosissima
Lineage: Eukaryota; Viridiplantae; Streptophyta; Magnoliopsida; Proteales; Proteaceae
Exons: 3
Coding region: 1-1632 (543 amino acids)
Molecular function (GO): RNA-DNA hybrid ribonuclease activity; nucleic acid binding
Source: RefSeq, a predicted model, not a curated record
AUGGAGUUGUUCCUGGAAAUCAAUGAGAAGACAGGGAGGAAUCUUCAAGGCUUGAAACAACAUUUACUUUCCCAAUCCGGCAAGGAAGUUAUGAUCAAAUCAGUUGCUCUCUCCUUGAAUACUUAUGCCACCUCCCAUUUCAAACUGCCAGCUGCUUAUCAUACUAAACUCCGCCAAGAUCUCACCCACUUCUUUUGGGAAGGACAUGAAGGAAGAAAUCAUAUUUGUUGGAUCUCAUGGCGUAGAUUGUGCAAGUCAAAGGAGAGGGGAGGUUUGGGUUUCCGAGAACCACAGUUACAAAAUAAAGCUCUCCUCGGAAAGCUUGCUUGGAGAUUGUGGAGUGAUCCCACCUCAUAUUGGGCAGAGUAUUUGAAGCAGCUUUACUUUCCCCACACAACCUUCUUAGAUGCCUCUCUAGGCUCCAACCCUUCAUGGGCUUGGAGGGGGAUUUUAGAAGGUCACAAGGUUCUGACUUCUUCGCCUCAGUAUCGACCUCAACAGAGAGUGUUUGUGGCUGAGCUGAUUGAUGAAGAGAAUCAGACCUGGAGAAUGGAUCUAUUAAGGGAGCUAUUUCACCCUGAAGAUGUGGCUGCAAUUAUUAAGAUCCCCUUGAGUCUAUUCCUUGAAGCCGAUCAUCAAGUCUGGGGAGAACCAGUUAUGCCCAUAUCUCUAAGGAGGUUUGGAUCCAGAUAUGGAAAUGCUCGACUCCCCCCAAAAAUCAGGAAUCUUUUAUGGCGAGCAUGUUCAAGUGGUAUUGCUUCAAGAAUAGCACUAUCUCAGAGGAACAUCUUGGUAGGUACAGCUUGCCCCAGAUGUGGUCACCCUGAGGAAACGGUAGACCAUUUACUUCUUGACUGUGCCUUUGCUCGGGCAGCCUGGUUUGGAUCAAAGCUUGGGUUCUCUCCUCCUCCUGAUAAUCCUCAACUAUCCUCAGUUAUUCAAUCUUGGAUUGAUUGGUCUAGAGUGGAAAAGAAGCAAGGUCAAGAUAUAGCAGGUUUGGCUGCUUAUAUGUGUUGGAACCUGUGGAAAGCUCGUAAUGCUUUAGUUUUCAAUGGAGUGGAAGGGUCCCCCCUUGAGGUUAUUAGUAUCUCUGAAAACCAGUUCCAGGAGUACAAAGCAGCUCUUCAAAAGCCUGCAUACACUGCUCCUCGAUCUACUUUUGAACUGCAACAGGAACUACCUACCUAUUGCCGGCCUCCCCCUCUAAAUGGUUUUAAAUUAAACAUUGAUGCUGCCUUCUCUAAGGAUCAUAGCAGUCUUGGUUAUGUCAUCAGGAACGAUAAAGGCUCGAUCAUCGUGGCGGUUUCGGAACCUCUGCAAUUUGCCUCAAUCCUGCAAGGCGAAGCUCUAGCCAUCCGUCAUGGUUUGAUUCUUUCCAUCUCAGAAGGUGUUGAAUGGCUUCAGGUUGAGUCAGAUAAUCAACAGGUGAUCCGGCUCAUCAAUUCAGAUUCACCUCCGCCCUUUGAGAUAGCCUCUAUUGUCAAGGACAUCAAACUUCUAAUGACUUACAUUAGAACUUGCUCUUUCUCCUUUAUUCCCGGGGAGAUUAAUAGCGUGGCUGACUCCCUCGCCCGGAGGGCUAAGUCCGUAGCGGGUACGACUUCUUGGCCUGUAUCCACUCCUUGGUUGUAG